UGUGCCCUCUAUCUCCGUGGCAGCAGUGCUGAUAUAAAAAGCAAACUGCAGCUCAGCUAGCCAUAGUGGGGCAUGAAGAGCAGGGGGGGACCAUGGAUUUCAUCAGCAUUCAGCAAUUGAUAAGUGGUGAGAGAACUGAGGGCAAAGUUCUUGGAAUUAGACAUGGAGUCCUUGAUCCUGGAGGCUGGAGAGGUGACCCUGGACUGGGUCCCCAAGAGACUGUGGCCCUGGAGAGACAAAAGUUAACAGAAGAAAAAAGGAAGAAACUCGAGACUUUUAACAAUUCCAGGCUCAGGCUUGAGAGUCUAGCUGACUUGGAGAACUUGGUGCAACAGCGGAAAGAAAAGCGCCUGAAACGGAGGGUCCCCCCCAAGGCACCUGAUCCCCCAGUUCAGUUGCAACCCCUGUCCCAGCUACAGUCUGUGGACCUGGAGAUGUUUCUGAAGGCAGCUACUGAAAACCAAGAGCUCCUGAUUGACAAGUACCUGGCAGAUGGUGGUGACCCCAGUGCUCAUGACACGUUCCACCGAACAGCCUUACACUGGGCUAGCCUGAAGGGUCACAGCCAGAUUGUGGACAAACUAUUGGAAGCAGGUGCCAUAGUUGAUGCUCGAGACAUGUUGGACCGGACACCUUUAUUCUGGGCCUGCCGUGGAGGGCACCUGGACAUCCUUAAACAGUUGCUCAACCAUGGGGCUAAAGUCAAUGCCCAGGACAAGAUUUGGAGUACACCCUUGCAUGUGGCUGUUCGAACAGGACACUGUGACUGCCUUGAACACCUGAUUGCUUGUGGGGCCCAAAUUGAUACACAGGAUAAGGAGGGAGAUACAGCCUUACACGAGGCCGUGAGGCAUGGUCGUUACAAGGCUAUGAAGAUGUUGCUGCUCUAUGGGGCCAAGCUGGGUGUCCGUAAUGCUGAGGCAAUGACACCAGUACAGCUAGCACGAGAUUGGCAGAGGGGCAUCCAGGAAACACUACGGGCCUAUGUUGGGCAUCCCCGAACUCGUUGCUGAUGAAGACAACACACCUUGUAGAGGCUACCACCAUUCCAUCCCUUUCCUUUGUUUCCCUUCUUUACUAGUUAUAGCUUAGGUGUGUCAGGCCAUGAGUUGGGACUUUCCUCAGUCUGUUCCCUUAUCCCACUGGGCAUUUAUCUGUUCUCCCUCACUUGGCAAAGUUGUCUCUUUUCCCUCUCCUUUCAAUUCCUAGUGAUCAGGGAAUAUUGGUCCAGAUUAUUUUCCUUGCCCUUGAAUUCAACCUUUUGCCUACCCUGGUGGCUACCUCAAUGAUGAGAAAAAAAUCCUGUUAGAGAAAGCAAGGUCAGGAUUCAGGAUGGACAUUAUGUUAAGUACACAUAUGACUCUAAGGGGUGUCCUAUGUGGUUUGAGACACUCAGAGACAAGCUGUUCAGGUAUUUGUAAAGAAGGUAGGAGAGAAGAAACUCUUUGAAUUUUGUGGGUGGUAGCAGUGAAGUCAAAAUGAGGUUUAAGAUACUCACAAAGGUGAAGUUAAGAUUGGGGAGAUAGGAACUGUUUAGUGGUGGAUCAACCAUGGUCCCACAAAGGCUAGUCAGAAACAUCAGGACCAGAAUUGUGCUCUUUAGCUUGUGGCUGACCUAAACUGUUAAACUUACUUAAGGACUCAUUCCCAUCAGCAGCAACCCUGAUGGGAUAUGGUGUAGCUUUAGAAAGUUGCAGUCUUAUGGACUCUUGAGUUGGUUGUUGUGAUUUUUGCAGAGCUUUAGAAUGUUCUAGGAUUAUUCAUUCUAUCUGUAAAAUAGCAAACCCAACCUGGUUGCUCCAGAUUCCCCUAAGACUGACAGAUUAGGGCUAGGCUGGCCCCAGAGGAGUCUUUUCUCUUUGCCCCCAGGCUUUGGUCAUAAUUUCUCUAUUAUUUGGUUAAUUUUCUGUUCUCGCCAGGACCUGUUAGGUAUUAAUGUGUGGUCUCUUCCUCUGCAGUUAUUUGUGGCCCACCCAAGAUACUUGGGGUGAUGGGCAUACUCGCCAAGGUUGAGACUGCCCUGUACCAUGGCAGAUAGGACUUCAGUCCUGAGGUAGAUUCCCAUGGUUGUGGUACCACUUCUUUCCUAUUUGUCAAAGAAGGAAUUAUGCCUGCUGUCCUACAAACAGCAAGGCUUGGAUUUUCAGGUUCUCUUGUGCUGAGGCACAGGAGAAAAGGCUGGCUGCAGAGAAGGUAGUGGAAUGGAGUAUAUAAUACGUUCUGGAUACUUUCUCCAUAUAUUUUUAUGCACUGAAAACAAUUAACUGAGACCUUUUUGUAUUACCUUUGGAUACUGGUAGAUAGAAUCCUAAGCAAGUUUCCACUAUCCUUACCACUAAGGUUUCUGCUUUCUACUGUAUUGCUGGUCCAGUACUGCUGGUCAGGCUGAGAUCUUAGCAUCAUCAGAGACCUCAUCUUCAAAAACCUUGCCUUAGCCCUGUUGACAGAAGAUAAGGGAAGGUGGAAGCCCAAAGAAGGGCAGGCUCCCUCCCUUAGCCUGUUAAGUGCUAUGCAAGUUCCCUGGGCCAGGCCUAGGCUGAAGGCCUGGAUUACAUAUUCUUGACAUGACAAGUGCCAUUGUGGCUGCUAAUAUUGUUUUAGGCUCCUGCUCCCCUUGAGUGUUAAAGCUAGGGUGUUCUCCAUGCAGGAUGAGAGCAAGAUAAAGCCCAGCCCUGUGGGUUGAGGCCAUAAAACCUUCCACACACCAGCAGCCUGGCCUGGCCUUCUAGGCUCUAUGGAGCCUCCAGGGCUGGUGCCAGAGGGAAUAAAUUCUGUCACAUGAAUAUGGCAGUGACUACUCCAAACUUAGAAAAUGGAAAAAUGCAAUAAGAGCAAAUGAAACAUUUUUAUAUGGAUCCAUUUUGUUGUUGUUAUUCAUUAAAACUGAUUUUCUUUUGUA
Messenger RNA from Dromiciops gliroides (monito del monte), 2899 nucleotides. It is a transcript of the gene ANKRD23, whose product is annotated as ankyrin repeat domain 23. The coding region runs from base 93 to 1013 and encodes 306 amino acids. The transcript has 9 exons. The record is from RefSeq and is a predicted model, not a curated record. Lineage: Eukaryota; Metazoa; Chordata; Mammalia; Microbiotheria; Microbiotheriidae. Gene Ontology annotation, molecular function: protein binding.